GGGGCUGGGUGGGGACGCGCCCUUGUAGUCCCCGCGGGGUUGGCCGGGGUCUCCCCGACUCCCGAGGGGAAGGCGGCCGGGCCAGACGGGAGGGCUAGAGGGGACCGGGGAAGUCAGAGGUCAGCCUGGGGGUUCAGGAGACGUGGCAGGUCAGCCGCGGGCGCGGCUGGAGCGUGGUGGGUCCCGGGAAAGGUUAGGGCUCAGGGGGCUCGGGCCGGGGCGUCCCGGAGAGGUCAGGGGUCGGGCGCGCGCUCCCCCGCCUCUCGGGCCUUGCAUGGGGGUCCCCAGUCUGCGGGCGGCGGCCGGGGCCUUGCGGAGAGCCUGCGGACCGUGGACGCCGCUCCUGGGACGGCGCCUCCUCGGUUUGUCCGCCAUGGCCGGGAACGCGAAGGUCCCCGCUCCCGUGGGCGCCAGGCAGGAGCAGGACAAGAAGGCGCGCUGUGGCUGGCAGGGCGGAGCCAGGAUCUGGGACGACAGCGAGCCGCAGACGAAAAGGCUCAAGAGCUGCGUGGACGGGGAGCCACAGAAGAAACUGCCGAAGCGGAAGAUCGUGUUGCUCAUGGCCUAUUCCGGGAAGGGCUACCAUGGCAUGCAGAGGAAUGUUGGGUCCUCGCAGUUCAAGACCAUUGAAGACGACCUGGUGUCCGCCCUGGUUCAGGCGGGCUGCAUUCCCGAAAGUCACGGCGAGGACAUGAGGAAGAUGUCGUUCCAGCGGUGCGCCCGCACAGACAAGGGCGUAUCCGCGGCCGGCCAGGUUGUGUCCCUGAAGGUGUGGCUGAUUGACGACAUUUUAGCAAAGAUCAACAGCCACCUUCCUUCUCACAUCCGGAUACUGGGACUGAAGCGGGUCACUGGUGGCUUCAACUCCAAGAACAGGUGUGACGCCAGGACAUACUUCUAUAUGCUGCCCACCUUUGCUUUUGCACACAAGGACCAUGAUGUGCAGGACGAGACCUAUCGGCUGAGUGCCGAGACGCUGAGGCAGGUCAACCGGUUGCUGGCCUGCUACAAGGGCACCCACAACUUCCACAACUUCACCUCACAGAAGGGGCCCCGGGAGCCCAGCGCCCAGCGCUACAUCCUGGACAUGUUCUGCGAGGAGCCCUUCGAGCGGGAUGGCAUGGAGUUCGCGGUGAUCAAGGUGAAGGGGCAGAGCUUCAUGACGCACCAGAUCAGGAAGAUGGUGGGCCUGGUGGUGGCCAUCGUCAAGGGCUACGCCCCAGAGGACGUGCUAGAGCGCAGCUGGGGGGAGGCGAAGGUGGACGUGCCCAAGGCGCCCGGGCUCGGCCUGGUGCUGGAGCGUGUGCACUUCGAGAAGUACAACCGGCGCUUUGGCAGUGACGGGCUGCAUGAGCCGCUGGACUGGGCACGGGAGGAGGCGGAGGUCGCUGCCUUCAAGGAGCAGCACAUCUACCCCACGAUCGUCAGCACCGAGCGUCACGAGAGGUCCAUGGCCCAGUGGCUGAGCACCCUGCCCGUGCAUGACUUCAGCGCCACUGCCCAGGCGGCAGCCAGCCCCGGUGCCAAGGUUCCCAGCCCCCAGGAAGGCAGUGAAGGGGACGGAGACAGCGACUGAGGCGGGCCCCGCGGAGCGUCUUGGACUUGGCCACGACGUGUGUGCCCGGAGCUGACACUGCUGCUGUGGGCCCCGCUCCUCCCCGAGACUGGAGCGCCGAGAUAUGGCAUCGUUACCUCAGGACCUCGAGACCCACAUCAUUCUCAGUUUCCCUCACAGGGAGAACCUGCCGCAAUCUGUUUUCAGCUCAGCGUAAACUCUGUCCACCUCAGCAUGCAAAGACACUAUUUUUUUAAAGAAGCGGUUUUCUUAUUAAAUAAGUACAGACUUUGCUUAUUCACUC
Molecule: messenger RNA, 1859 nt
Organism: Hipposideros armiger (great roundleaf bat)
Lineage: Eukaryota; Metazoa; Chordata; Mammalia; Chiroptera; Hipposideridae
Gene: PUS1
Product: pseudouridine synthase 1
Exons: 6
Coding region: 275-1576 (433 amino acids)
Biological process (GO): mRNA pseudouridine synthesis; tRNA pseudouridine synthesis
Cellular component (GO): nucleus
Molecular function (GO): pseudouridine synthase activity; RNA binding
Source: RefSeq, a predicted model, not a curated record